CUCUUGGGGACAUUUCACUCCGAAGCUGCUGUGGGACAAAUCUCAUGAUGAUUCUGUCUUUGUGGCCAUUGGUUUUUCUAGCGGGGCUAGCGAAAGGAAGGGAGGUGUGUUACAGCAGAAUUGGAUGCUUCACGGACAAUGUCCCCUGGGCUGGGACAGUAGAACGACCAAUAAGUCAGUUACCAUGGGCUCCAGAAAAGAUUAACACUCGUUUCUUAAUGUUCACAAAACAGAAUCCCACUAGCUUCCAAGAGGUCAGUGCCAUCAAUCCUUCUACCAUCUCUUCAUCCAAUUUCCGAACCAAUAGGAAAUCCCGAUUCAUUAUCCAUGGAUUCAUUGACAAAGGAGAAGAGGGCUGGUUGACCGAUAUGUGCAAGGCAAUGUUAUCAGUGGAAGAUGUGAAUUGCUUUUGCGUUGACUGGAGUGGUGGGUCUCGCACACUUUAUACCCAGGCAUCUAACAAUAUUCGAGUGGUAGGAGCAGAAGUGGCUUAUUUUAUUGAUAUUCUCUCGAGUAACUUUGGAUACUCUCCAUCUAAUGUUCACGUCAUCGGUCACAGUCUGGGAGCACAAGCAGCUGGAGAAGUCGGGAAGAGAAGGCGCGGAAUUGCAAGAAUAACCGGUUUGGACCCAGCAGAACCCUAUUUCCAGGGAACCCCAGCCGAGGUCAGACUGGACCCAUCAGAUGGUCUAUUUGUUGAUGUUAUCCACACAGACGCCGCUCCCAUAAUUCCCAAUCUAGGUUUAGGUAUGAGCCAGUUAGCCGGCCAUUUGGACUUCUUUCCAAAUGGAGGAGAAGAAAUGCCCGGAUGUGCGAAAAAUGCCCUUUCUCAGAUUGUUGACCUGGAUGGGCUUUGGCAAGGAACUCGAGACUUUGUUGCUUGCAAUCAUCUCAGAAGCUACAAGUAUUACACUGAAAGCAUCACCAACCGGGAUGGGUUUGUAGGCUUUCCCACCUCUUCAUACAGUUCAUUGAACUCUGGAGGUGGCUUCCCAUGUCCCAGUAAUGGCUGCCCUCUAAUGGGUCACUACGCAGACUCUUAUUCUGGCGUCACAUCAAGUAGCCAAAAGUUUUACUUGAAAACUGGAGACUCAAAGAACUUUUCACGCUGGAGGUACAAGGUGACUGUUCAGCUCACUGCCAGCCGAGAAACUUCGGGAUUUUUCAACAUUGCAUUGUAUGGAGCCUCUGCAAACACUCGGCAAUAUCAAAUUUACAGCGGAACCCUUAAAUCAGGAGCCUCUCAUACCGCAUAUAUUGAUGUUGAGACUUAUGUCGGAUCUGUCACAAGAGUGAAAUUUCUCUGGAACAAUAGUGUCCUAAACCCUCUCCUGCCUACCGUGGGUGCAACAUCGGUAACAGUGCAGUAUGGAAAGGACGGAAAGACGACUAGAUUCUGCGGCAACGAGAGUUUGAGAGAAAACAUCCUUCAGACGCUGAAUGCAUGUUAAAUCACAGUCACAUUGCUUCUAUGUUUGAAAUAAAGAUUUGUUUUGCAUACUGA
Messenger RNA from Pelobates fuscus (common spadefoot toad), 1504 nucleotides. Its product is annotated as pancreatic triacylglycerol lipase-like. Gene Ontology annotation, biological process: lipid catabolic process. Bases 45 to 1451 code for a protein of 468 amino acids. NCBI's taxonomy places the organism in Eukaryota, Metazoa, Chordata, Amphibia, Anura, Pelobatidae. The transcript has 13 exons. The record is from RefSeq and is a predicted model, not a curated record. Gene Ontology annotation, molecular function: protein binding; triacylglycerol lipase activity.